Merops nubicus (carmine bee-eater) is the source of this 414-nucleotide messenger RNA. Its product is annotated as ly6/PLAUR domain-containing protein 1-like. The transcript is spliced from 3 exons. Lineage: Eukaryota; Metazoa; Chordata; Aves; Coraciiformes; Meropidae. Bases 1 to 414 code for a protein of 137 amino acids. The record is from RefSeq and is a predicted model, not a curated record.
AUGCUCUCGGGACACAUGCCUGGAGGUGCCCACAGGAUCCUCUCUCUGAUAACCGUGGUGUUCGUCCUGCCAGAGGUGUCCGGCCUCCAGUGUUAUGGCUGUAACAUCAUCGUUGGCACCAAAAAUGUGGACACGGGGUGCUCUAAACCAGAGGUGAUCACCUGCUCCCACUCCCACCAGGGCUUCAAACACCGGUUCUGCAUUAAGACAGAGAGUGUGGUCCUGGGCAUCCUGCUGACCAGCGGCUGUGCCACCUCCCGUCACUGCCAGCAGCAGGAGCUGCCGGGGGUCCGCAUCCACUGCUGUGACACAGACCUCUGCAACGGGGCCCCCCGAGCCCCCCGGCCAGCCCCCAGCCUCGCCAGUGGCUCUCUCCUGCUGCCCUGCGUCCUUGCUGCCCUGCUCCUCUCCUGA